AUGUUCUUUACAGCUUGCCUCCUCGGCCUUCUCACUCUCCCGGUUGUUCGUGCAGAUGGCUGGGAUGAUUUCUCGAAUAACCUCGCGGCAGACUUAGCUCCAUUUCUAUCCCUAUUCGGUGAACAGAUUACGAAGCAGUAUCUCAGUGAGAGUAUUGCCACAAUCGAUUAUUUCAUCUUCGCAAUGGCACCAAUGGGCAUCCUGACCGCGAUCGUUUCGGCGAUUCGCGUGUGCGGGAGCCCGUCACUGCGUGCCUUUAUUGGCAGGGCACAAGAAGGAGGGGGAGUCGCCGAGGCAGAGCUGUGCUCCUCUACGAGUCGAGAUGUGUGCGAGCUCUACAACAAUGGCGGUAUCGCGCGAGUCUUUGGGCGCCCAAAAAUCCUUGAGGUUGUGUACGACCCCGAGCAUAACUUCGCAGACGAGAAAGCGGGUAUAUAUACAUUUCAAGAAUUUAUCGAAAAAAAUCCAAACAAAUGGACUCGGAUUCAACCCCCGGAAUACCCGGGUAACAAUGAGAUUAUGUCUGACUCUUUCGCUGAAAAUUUCUCUCCCAAUCUUUCUCUCAACGUUGGGAUCAAGAGAAAGCCUCCCGCUGUUUUCUGGGCAACGGCCUUGCUUGGCCUGGUAUUACAGAUCGGUGUUUUGGUCUUCGCAGUCCUUGUGACAUACUACUUUCGCUGGGAGAAAGAUGACAUUCAUCCAGAAUCGUAUGCGUGUCCGCUCACCAUCAUUGGAACUGUUCUCUUAUGUGAACAAGUGUUCCGCAGAAACCCAGACAGCGGAGACAAGAAUGCACCCAGAGAGACUCUAUAUUGGGUUCAGCCUGGAGGACAAGUGCUCGGGGAUCAAGUUUUUGACGCGUUCUGCUGCAGUGAUCACGGCGAGCCCCUACAGGAGUACAUCACUUCGUGGAAGAACCAGGUGAAGAUUUCCCAAAUUAUGGUUUGGACGGCUAUUGGUAUCUCUAUCACCGGCUUUGUGAUGCAGUUUGUUGGACUACGGGCCAUUCAUUCUGCAGUAUCUGUGGCCCAGCUUGGAGCCACCGUGCUGAUGAGUGCUGCUCGAGCCGCGCUUCGCAUGCAGCGCUUAAAGCCGGAAGAUAACUUUCUUUCUCAGCGCCCUGACGAGGUUGUUGGGCACGAGCUUGACUGGCUUGCCUUGCGACUCACAAGCUUAUCCACGUCUUCUUUGGAGAUUCUGUGGUACGCCUGGCAAAACACAUGGAAUCAUAGCCACGCUGCCACCCACUUAUAG
Trichoderma harzianum CBS 226.95 is the source of this 1254-nucleotide messenger RNA. RefSeq lists its product as hypothetical. The transcript has 3 exons. Lineage: Eukaryota; Fungi; Ascomycota; Sordariomycetes; Hypocreales; Hypocreaceae. The record is from RefSeq and is a predicted model, not a curated record. The coding region runs from base 1 to 1254 and encodes 417 amino acids.